Molecule: messenger RNA, 1408 nt
Organism: Rhodamnia argentea
Lineage: Eukaryota; Viridiplantae; Streptophyta; Magnoliopsida; Myrtales; Myrtaceae
Product: pectate lyase-like
Exons: 4
Coding region: 1-1323 (440 amino acids)
Molecular function (GO): pectate lyase activity
Source: RefSeq, a predicted model, not a curated record
AUGGUAAACAUGAACAGAGAUGUUUGCUGCUUAUUGUUCUUCUUAUCGUUCGCCGUCCUUGUGCCGUCCAUCCGAGCGAACAUCGGGGAGUUCGAUGAGUACUGGGAGAAGCGGGCGGAGGAGGCGCGGAAGGAGGCGCUCGAUGCGUAUGACCCCUACCCUGAGGCCGUAACCAGUUACUUCAAUGCGAAAGUCGACAAGGCUGUGAAGGGCAGCAACAGCACAAGAAGGCAGCUAGGACAUAAGUACACUGGGCCAUGCUUGGCCAGCAACCCUAUCGACAGGUGCUGGCGGUGCAAGAAGAAUUGGGCUCGCAACAGGCAGAGGCUUGCCGAUUGCGUCCUUGGCUUCGGCCGGAAGACCCGUGGGGGCAAGUACGGGAGGUACUACGUCGUGACCAACCCGUCAGACAACGACAUGGUCAACCCCAAGCCUGGAACCCUACGCCACGCCGUGAUCCAGAAAGGCCGGCUCUGGAUUGUCUUCGCCCGCAGCAUGAUAAUCAGGCUGAACCAGGAGCUCAUCAUGACUAGCGACAAGACUAUCGAUGGCCGGGGGGUCAACGUCCACAUCGCCUACGGCGCCGGCAUCACCAUCCAGUUCAUCAAGAACGUGAUCAUCCACGGGAUCCGCAUCCACCACAUCGUCAGGGGCUCGGGGGGGCUGGUCAGGGACGCAGUCGACCAUGUCGGCCUCAGGACGGAGAGCGACGGCGACGGCAUCUCCAUCUUCGGCUCCAGCAACGUGUGGAUUGACCACGUAUCCAUGUGGGCAUGCUCCGACGGGCUCAUCGACGCCAUCCAAGGGUCGACCGCCAUCACCAUCUCCAACUGCCAUUUCACCAAACACAACGAGGUGAUGUUGUUUGGGGCAAGUGAUGGGUACUCACAGGACCAGAUAAUGCAAAUAACAGUGGCAUUCAAUCACUUCGGGAAGGGACUGGUGCAGAGGAUGCCGAGGUGCAGGUGGGGAUUCUUUCAUGUGGUGAACAACGACUACACUCACUGGCUCAUGUACGCCAUCGGCGGCAGUCAACACCCGACCAUCAUCAGCCAGGGCAAUAGAUUCAUUGCUCCUCCAAAUGCGGCUGCUAAAGAGGUGACUAAGAGGGACUAUGCAACGGAAGGACAGUGGAAGAACUGGCUGUGGAAGUCGGAGGGAGACCUGAUGCUGAACGGAGCCUUCUUCACCACCUCUGGGAACCGGAGGGCGCGGCUCCCGUUCUCUCGGCGCGACAUGAUCAAGGCGAAGCCGGGGUCGUACGUGCGGCGGCUGACCCGCUUCUCCGGCGCGAUCUCGUGCAGAGUUGGCAGGCCUUGUUAGAGCGAGAGAGUUCUAAAGAUUUCUUUGUCCUGUUUUCAUUUCGAAACAGAGGCUCAGGUCGAUUGUGGUGCUGUAAUAUAUUUAC